Molecule: messenger RNA, 2111 nt
Organism: Staurois parvus
Lineage: Eukaryota; Metazoa; Chordata; Amphibia; Anura; Ranidae
Source: the annotation of a GenBank genome assembly
CUUCAGAUAACUCCUCUCUCCAAGAUGAUGAUGAGCUAGACAUGGAGAUCGUCGGCUGGCCAUCCAACACUUGUCCACUUAAUGGUCACACCGAAACCAGUUCUCGUUUUCCCAGUUGGGUCACUUUUGAAGAGGAAAUUGCUCCACCUUCCCCAAGCAAUGCUCCUCAAAAGCCAACAGCGAGCCCAAAAUCUCCUUCAACGCCGGACUUUGUUUCUAAACCUGUUGGAGCCUUAAAAAAAAGGGAAAGGCCCAAGAGCUCAUUGGUUGACCUAAACAGGACGCAGAGGCUUGACUUUUCAUCUUUGCACAGGCAGCUCUCGUUAAAUUCCACCCCCACAAAGGCUCCCAACCCAUUUUUAGAUGAGGCCUUGAAAGAUGUCCAGCCAUCACCAAUCAAUCCUUUUAGCUCAUGGUUUGAGGAGCAAGAAAGGCGUUCUCAACACUCUUCAGUAUCCAGUGGCCCGGACUCAAGUCAAAGAAAUUCCAUCUCUCUUCUUGCUGAGGAACUUGAUACUGAUCAGUUUGAGGAUUAUCGAAAGAAGGCUUUGCAAGCUGAUGCUGUAGAACAUCUCAAACAGAUUCAGAUUGAAGACCCAGAUUCCCCUGGUAGCCCUACUCUGCCAGAUGACCCUCUGAGGUAUGAUGAACCUCUUGGCCAUUGUUUGACUUUUACCAAGCCCCAACCAAAGGAUGGUUGGCCAAUGAUGCUUAGGAUUCCAGAGAAAAAGAACAUUAUGUCCUCCAGGCAUUGGGGCCCUAUCUAUGUCAAAGUCACUGAAGCUGGGUUUUUGCAACUCUUUUACGAAAAGGGUUUGGAAAAGCCUUUUAGGGAGUUUAAACUAGAGGUCAACCAUGAGAUUGCAGAUCCUAAACUGCAAAACUAUGAUGACAAUGGCAGGAUUCACACUAUCCGUAUCGACCGGGUACUGUACAAAGAAAAACGUAAAUACCAGCCAAUGCCUCUGGUCAGUCACACAGGGGAGAGGGAGCAAGUGGUCAAGCUGGGGACAACAGACUAUUCAGACUUUAUAAGCAUGAUUGCCUCUGUCCAGGAUGUCCUCUUCCGCCUUCCGGCCACAGUAGACCUUAGCACUGUGCACCAAAAUUACAUAGAGGAGGAGAUCACUGUGGACGUGAAAGAUGAAUUCCGUGGAAUCCUUGGCAAGGGGGAAGUCCAGCUCCUCGAACACUCUGUGAUCACACGAGUCCAUGUUCUUAGCUUUAUCUCAGGUAUGGCGGACUGCAGCCUAGGACUUAAUGACAUCCUUAUUAAAGGCAAUGAAGUUGUCUCCAGACAUGACAUUAUGCCAACCACUACAACCAAGUGGGUGAGACUCCAUGAUUGCCAAUUCCACUCGUCUGUGGACGAGGAAGCAUUUCACAGCUCCAGGAUGGUGGUGUUUACACCGUUGGAUGCGUGUAGGUUUGAACUAAUGAGGGUAAGGACAAUAUUUUCUGAAAAGACUUUGCCUUUCACACUCAGGACCAUGGCUUGCAUUCGCGGGGCCGAGGUCGAGCUCCAGAGUUGGUUGGUCAUGUCUUCGGGCUUCUCCUCCAACAGAGACAGUCUGUCACAGGUCCCUUGUGAGAACAUCACUAUUCGGCACCCAGUACCACCAGAGUGGGUGAACUAUUUCCGAAGAGACAGUGUAUUGGGCGAGAAGUCCUUGAAGGCCAAAGUAAACAGGGAGGCCAGCUUCGGUUCUCCCAGUGUAUCUGGGACAGAACCAGCCAUGAGAGUAACACUGGGAACAGCCAAGUAUGAACAUGCCUAUAAUGCCAUCGUGUGGAGGAUAAACAGACUGCCAGAUAAAAACUCAGGAUGGGGUCACCCCCACUGCUUCUACUGCCACCUGGAGCUCGGAUCAGACCGGGAAGUGCCACGAACCUUUGCGAAACACGUGGAGGUAGAAUACCACAUGCCAGCGGCCUCGUCGUCAAAGAUCGCUGUACGUUCCAUUUCUGUAGAGGACAGGACAGAAGUCAAAAAGUGGGUGAACUAUUCGGCCCAUUAUCAUUACAAGGUGGAGAUUGAGCAGAAGAAGACAUUGAACCCGGACAUGGAUAGUGAAAUGGUAGACAACCCUCUGGAAUGUGUCACUCAGUAA